AUUCAGAGAAAAUUUUGGAAGAGAAGAAGCAAGUUGUUAUUCGAUCUUUAGUGCAUUUUGAAGUUUAUAGAAAGUAUAAAAUUAAAUGCGAAUCGAGCGCGGAGCGUGUAAAAUGCAUUUGUAUGAAUCCAGGCGGCUACUCUACGGCUGAAGUGAAAAUUCCAAGCCAAAGAGUCAAAGAGAGAGAGUGAGAGAGUGAACAAGAGACCCCCAACAUAAUAAGGAAAGUGUGGAAAAUACGACGACAACAACAACAAUAAACCGCUUGGCCAGUGAAAAAAGAAAAGUGAACUGCAAGUGCAGCGGAGACUGGGCGUCGGACAGCCAGUGACAUCCGACAGCCGCCGACGUUGCGCCCGCUGUUGCAACUCAAACCGCAACAACAAUUUCAUCGUAAGAAUUUAGUCAAAGUCGUUGGCUCGGUGAACGGUAAAGUGCAGUGUCAUCGUCAUCUUCACAUCUCCAAGAUGGAUGCCGAAACACAGGAAAUACGACAGGCUCGUCAACGUGCUUCCGUCAAAUGGCUGCUCUCGAAAGCGUUCAACAAUCGCGUGCCGGACAACCUGAAGGAGCCGUUCUAUCGCGAUCACGAGAACCAGGAACGCCUCAAGCCUCAAAUCGUUGUGGAGUUGGGCAAUGCGACGCUUUAUUGCCAGACACUGUCCAAUCUGUACUCCGACCCCAACUACCAAAGCUUAAAUCACUGGUCAAUAUUACAGACGCUAGCGCGCAAGGGUGUACCCGUGGCCGAAUCGUCGGACAUGCCCAUUACCGAAACGGUAUUAAUUCAAACGAAUCCGUUGCGAAUUAACGCCCACAUGUCUGUGAUAGAAUCGCUGAUGGUUCUCUAUGCGAAGGAAAUAUCGUCGGGUGACCGUGUCGUGGCGGCCAUACGGAGAAUAUCUGGUAGCAACUAUCAGGCGCCUGCAGGCCAGUCCUAUGAACAGGGCCUGCUCGCUUGGAUAUCGCAUGCAUGCGCCGCGCUUAAAAAGCGCAUCGUCAAGGAGCUGGAAACCAGCGUGCCAGACGAGAUUGGUACGCGUCUGCAGACGCCGGACAUACCGCCAGUACGUGAUUUUCAAGAUCUGUGCGAUGGCAUUUGCCUGGCCCUGCUCAUCUCCUACUACUGCCCCAAGGUGGUGCCGUGGACGAGUGUGCGCAUUAACUAUCUGCCUGCUGUGGAGGACUCCAUACACAAUAUACUGCUGGUGAGCAGUUUUUCACAAAAGCAUUUGCCAUACGGCGUCUUCCACAUGACGCCCGAGGACAUAACAUACAUGCGAGGCUCAAUGAAACUAAAUCUGGUGUUGCUGCUGACGGAUUUGUUCAAUUUGUUCGAGAUACACCCGGCCAAAUGUGUCUGUUACCCGGGCAUGGAUGGACAGGAUGUCAUCACAAGGCGCAGCCAGGGCGCCAAUGUGCACGGAAUCUGCCAUCGACGGGGCCUCACAAUGCAGCCCGUUACGCCCAUACCCGAUUUGCGCAGCGAUCUUGACCAGCCGCCCAUUGGGUCACCCUCGAAUCGGCCGCCGUUUCAAGUUCCGCACACAAAUUCAUUCAGCGGCGGCGCCUUAAAUCGCAGGUCAACUCCGCCCACCGAAUAUCAAACGAUGCAGUCAAAUAAUUUUGAUGGCAACCAGGCCGAAGCGUUCGUCGUGCACAAGUCGCGUGGCAUUACCACACUCUCAUCCAUGCACUCGCAGCAGCAGCAGCAACAGCAACAGCAGCAGCAGUAUCAGCACCAGCAACAGUCACAGCAGGAGCCCUUGGUUCCAGCUCGCUUGCGUCAGGCAAAAGAAAAGAACAAUGUCGAGUCGAAAGCAGACGAGAGAGGCGAUUUUGUCGCUGCGGGCCGACCAAGUAACUGGGAACAGAGCCGGCGUCCAAGUUUCGCAGGUCGUCGCUCGCGACGAAACUCCUCCAGCGAAGACUCGCAGUUGACUAUUGAGAACUUUGGCGGCUCACAGGAUCAGCUCAAUACGCUGGGCCGCUACGAGCGCGAACGGGACAGAGAACGUAAGCUGUCCAAUACAAGUGUGGAACCGGCCGUGGCAGUGCGUUCUUCAAUUGCUGAUGCUCGUGGCACGCUACAGCUGGGCUACGACACGGAUUCGGGAUCUGAGAAACAGGAUCGCGAAACCGAAAAGUAUUCUAUGCGUCGACAGGCUAGCAGUGCGGACAAUGUGCCAACGGCCUCUGCGCAUAAUCUGUCAAAUGCGGGCAGUCCGUUGCCGGCGCGGAACAAGCAACAUUCCAUCGAUAGGGACUACUCGACAGUCGACCACUAUAAUGACGCCAGAUCGACUGGGUAUGAUCCAGAAAGCACGCCCGUGCGUAAAUCCUCAACCAGCAGCAUGCCAGCGAGUCCGGCGGCUUGGCAGCUGGACACCUGUGACGAUGAUUUACGCUCGCUGGAGAAUGCCACCAAGUUAUCUACGAUGCGGAUGAAACUGGAGGAGAGACGUCGCCGCAUUGAGCAGGAUAAGCGCAAAAUCGAAAUGGCAGUGCUGCGGCAUCAGGAGAAGGUUUGCCAGGAGGACUUGGAAUCGUGUCCCGACGUCUUAAAGUGGGAGACCAUGAGCAACGAGUCGAAGCGUACGCCGGAAAUAGAUCCAGCUGACAUGGACAAAUACCAACAAAGCAUCGCCAUUAUGAACAUGAAUCUGCAGGAUAUCCAACAGGAUAUCCAUCGGCUGGCCACGCAGCAAAGCCAAAUGCAGGCACAGCAUCUGCAAGCGCAGCAGCUGAUGCAGGCACAACAAAUAGCCAACAUGCUGAAUCAGCAGCAAACGUAUGGCUCGCAGCAGCAUCUGGCUGAGCACCAUUACCAGCAGCGACCUAUGCAGCAAAGUUUUGGCUCAUCACCGCAUCUUCCGCAGGCUUUUAAUGCGCCAGUCAGCGCCUACAAUUCCCGUCCGCCAAGCCGCGAUCCCUACCAACAGCAGCAGCAGCAGCACCAUUCACACCAACAGCAACCCAUGCAGAUGCCACCCAUGCAGUACGUCAACGAGCACGGACAGUACAUGUCGCCGCCCGCUCACUACAUGCAGCCUCAAAGCAUCUACAGCGACAAUGGCGCCCCUUACAACAACCACUCCCCCUACGGAGCACCUCCGAUGCCGCAGUACCAGCAACAGCACCAGCAACGCAACAGCGUUUACGAUGAGUACGGCCAGCCGGCAAAUCACUUUUACCUGCACGAGUCUCCGCCUCAACCGCAUCCACAGCGUCGCACCUGGGCGCACUCGGCGGCAGCGGCAGCGUACGAACAGCAGCAACAGGCACAGCAACAGCAGCAGCAGCAACCACUGUUGGAUGUCAAUGCCUGGCAAAUACAGAAGAAGAUGCAGCAACAGCAGCAGCAGCAAAACUGGCCUAAUCGGCCGCCCUCCAGCGCUGGCACGUCUCAGGGCUUUGUGCUGCACCAAAACGGAGGCGGCGGCGGCGGUGAAUUGCAGCAUCUAUUCCAGGUGCAGUCUUCCCCACAACACGGUCAGCGGAUACAUGGCGGGGGUGGCAGUGGCAGCGCCAACGGCGUACAGCGGCAGCAAUCGCUGACGAAUCUACGUGACAAUCGGUCACCCAAGGGCAACAUGGGCCAGCCCAUGGGAAUGGGACAGCACGAGGACAUGAUGGCGCCGCAAAGUAUUUGCUUCAUCGGCGACGAGGAAGAUGUUGAUGAGCUAGAGCGCAACAUUAUCGAGUCUAUGCAAUCGACUCGGAUUUCCGAUUUUGUGGUGCAGCAGCAGCAACGCCUUCAUCAUCAUCAGCAGCAACAGCAACAGCAGCAGCAGCAGCAGCUGCCGACGGCGCACAGCGGACGCGGCAGCAGCUCUGAGGAUUACGACAGCGGCGAGCUGAUUUCCAAUAAACUUAACAUCACCAGCGGCAAUCUCACUUACCGCAUUCCCUCGCCCUCGCGCCCCGCCAUACAGGCCAACAGCUUUCAGGAUCCACGUGGAGGGGGCGGCAACGGAAACGGAAACGGUAGUGGUAGCGGCGAGGAGCAGCGGCCCGAAAAGGGCUUCUAUAUAUCCUUCGACAACGAUCAGCCGAAGCGACCGAAGCCGCCACUGCGCGCCAAGAAGUCACCCAAAAAGGAGCCCAGCAGGGAUAAUGUGGACAACCAAGUUGUCCUUAAACGUGAAUCGCUAAGUCAACUGCACAACAGCAACAAUUUUGCCAGCGAGGAGGCCAAAAACGCAACUGCUGCCAGGCACAGCAUCCACAACUUCCCCGGCGUCCAAGCCAAUGCCAAUGCCAAUCCAGCCGGCAACGCAACCUACAACAAAUACACAGACGAGCCGCCUAUCCAGCUGCGCCAAAUAACAGCAUCGGCGGCCGAACCCAAUGUCCACGAGCGCCGGCAUCUCGAGGACCUCACCAAUCAGCCGCAGCAGCAGCAGCAGCAACAGCCGCUCUCGCCAUCUCGAUUAAGGGCCGAACAUAGCAGCAGCAGCGCCGAGGCGGCCAAGAAAAAAGCGCUGGUCAUUGGCGUCGAUGCGACCAAUCUAGAUCCGGAAUCUGUGGACGAAAUGGAACGUCGCAAAGAGAAGAUAAUGUUGCUUUCCCUGCAACGCCGACAGCAGCAAGAGGAGGCCAAGGCGCGAAAGGAGAUAGAGGCAUCCCAAAAACGAGAAAAGGAACGAGAAAAGGAGGAAGAGCGCGCGCGCAAAAAGGAGGAACAGGUGGCGCGACGUGCGGCCAUAUUGGAACAACAUAGACUAAAAAAAGCCAUCGAGGAAGCCGAGCGAGAAGGUAAAACUCUGGACCGGCCCGAUUUACAUGUAAAACUGCAGCCACAGUCUUCAAACGCGUCCACGCCGCGUCUUAGACAGCAACGUGUGACUAGGCCACGGCCCAAAACGAUCCACGUCGACGACGCCAGUGUGGACAUUAGUGAGGCUUCAAGCCUAUCCAGUCGGGGCAAAAAAGGCUCAAGUUCAAACCUAACCGGCUACGGUCAACUAAGCUCCAAUUCAAUGAAAAGAGACUUUUAUAGGGGCUCGCAAGACUCCCUUACAGUUAAAGAGUCCCCCGAUGAUUAUCCCAGCACAAGUUCAACUCCGAUUGGACGACGGGGAUCAUACAAAACUUCCAGAGAGCCAGCCGUCGAAAGGGGCCGCACCCUGUCGCGUAUAUCAGUUGCUAAGGGGAGCACGCUUAAUUUCCGUGGCCGAAAAUCCAAUUCGCUAAUGAAUUUGUGCGACACAGAUUCGGGACUGGGACGUGCCACUCCGCCGCGGCGAGCACCGUCACCAGGAAUGGCGGCAUCAGGUAGGCAUAUGCCAUCUCCCUCUGGACCAGGCUCUUUGCCGCCAGGUUUGAUAUCGAAGCGUCGCGGAUUUGAUGAUGGAUCAAGCGAUACGUCUUUAAUCAUGGAAUACUCGGGUCCAAAAUUGUACAAACAACCAGCGGCCAAAUCAAAUCGCGGCAUUAUACUAAAUGCCGUUGAGUACUGCGUUUUUCCCGGCGCCGUUAACCGUGAAGCCAAACAGAAAGUGCUCGAGAAGAUCGCACGCUCGGAGGCCAAACACUUCCUCGUACUCUUCCGGGAUGCGGGCUGCCAAUUCCGCGCCCUCUACAGUUACAUGCCGGAGACGGAUCAAGUGACGAAGCUGUACGGCACGGGACCUAGUCAAGUCGACGAAGUCAUGUUCGAUAAAUUCUUCAAAUACAACUCAGGUGGGAAAUGCUUCUCACAGGUGCACACAAAGCAUCUGACCGUCACGAUAGACGCCUUCACAAUACACAACUCACUGUGGCAGGGCAAGCGGGUGCAGUUGCCCAGCAAAAAGGACAUGGCGCUUGUGAUUUAAGCCGAGUGUGUGGAGCAACUUGGCCCAUGGCUAACUAUUCGGCAACCUCCUCAACUUAAAUCAACUGCGAAAGCAAACAGAAUUCAAAGUUUUUACUACGGCACCGAGCGAUUGCAGUGCUUGGGUUUUGGGCUCGGGACUCUGGGGCAGGGUACGGCAUAUUAUGGCUUAAUAACUAAUUGCACAUGUUUGAGCGACAGCAACAAAUUGGAAUUUACUAAAAUAUUGUAUUUAUUAAUACAAUGCGAUAAAAAUAUUUCAUUUUAAUGUAUACAGCAUAAAAGCAAGAAAAAAAUUCAAUAGGAAAACUCCCGAUACAAAAGCCAAAAUAAAAUCCAGCGGAUAAUUUAAAGUUUUUUUUUAUCACAUACAGAGAACACACAAGCACACAACAAAUACACACACACACACACACACACAUGAGCAGAAAAUUUGAAGAUUAUGAACAACACAGAUAUUGUAGAAACUCUUUAUUUUAUUAAUUUGUUUUAAAUUGUUAUGAAGUUUUUUAUGCGAAACUUUUGUUGCCCUUUGGCAAAUGCGGGCUUUUAUCUUGCCCCUGUCAAGGGCUCUGAACAAUUUCGCCAGUCGACACUAAUUUUAACGCCACUAGCUAUUUAUUUUAAGACUUAUUAAUAUUUACUUUCUUAUGCAAAUUUAAAAAGGAAUAAUACAACUAAUAUUUAAAGGAUACCUACAAUACAUACAUAUAGCUAUGCAACAAAAUGAAAAAAACAAAAAAAGACUUAACCUGGCUGACACCUUAAGCUGUCUUUGUUGUACAAACUCAAUGGAAAUGCUAAUCGUGUUUAAUUUACAUAAAUAAAUGCACACAGUUAUGUAUUUCAUUACAAAAGUCAAAUGCUCCAAUGGCAAUGCAGUCGGUCUCUAAAAUUCGUGAAUUGUAUUAAACAAAUCGAUUAUCUUCAAAGUCUCUAUUUAAGUCGUUUCUUAAAUGUAUUUUAAAUAUCUUUUGGAUUGGCUUUUCACGCCCUUGUCCGCAGCGGUCGGGCCCUGUAAGAGAGGAUAUUUCAAAUUGUUAGUGUAUAACUGCCAUCAACAUAACUAUAGAAAUUAUUGUCUAGCCUCUGUUUAAAAAAAAACCCUACACUAUUUAGACCGCUCAACCGUGCACCUUAGUCCCUAAAGACACUCAUCCUGUUUUUUUAUUGACAUUUGCAAACAUUAAUAAAAAGCAAAGUUUUUUACACUCGUUUCUUAAUUAUGAUUUGAUUUGGUUUUGUUGUAUUUCUUUUUAAUAUUAUCGAAAGGCUCUUUUUAUAAUUUUUUUUUUAUCGAUAAUUGAACUAAUUAACUAUUUAAGUGAAGAAACUAAUAAGGCAUAUGCUGUGUACCGCCAUAAUUAGAAGGAUUUUAUGCGGCCUCGGGCAUGUAGCAUGGACAGAAUACGAGGGUUGAUUGAUAAACAAGUUUAUAUAUCUAUGUACUAUAUAUGUAUUUAUCAGUGUCGGGCGCUGUUGCGCCCUUGGCGUGAAAGGCCCCAAUAUAAUGAAUUAUAUUAAUGCGAUCUAAACAUUAUUAUAUGAAAUGUAAUAAAGUUAUUAAAAAUGAUAAUUUAACAAAUUA
Messenger RNA from Drosophila virilis, 7406 nucleotides. RefSeq names its product calmodulin-regulated spectrin-associated protein patronin (gene Patronin). Lineage: Eukaryota; Metazoa; Arthropoda; Insecta; Diptera; Drosophilidae. The record is from RefSeq and is a predicted model, not a curated record. Gene Ontology annotation, cellular component: microtubule minus-end. Gene Ontology annotation, biological process: cytoplasmic microtubule organization; negative regulation of microtubule depolymerization; neuron projection development. Gene Ontology annotation, molecular function: calmodulin binding; microtubule minus-end binding; spectrin binding.